This is a messenger RNA of Trematosphaeria pertusa, 761 nucleotides long. RefSeq names its product Dehydroquinase. The transcript has a single exon. The coding region runs from base 256 to 714 and encodes 152 amino acids. NCBI's taxonomy places the organism in Eukaryota, Fungi, Ascomycota, Dothideomycetes, Pleosporales, Trematosphaeriaceae. The record is from RefSeq and is a predicted model, not a curated record. Gene Ontology annotation, molecular function: 3-dehydroquinate dehydratase activity. Gene Ontology annotation, biological process: quinate catabolic process.
ACUCACAUUCCAAUCGUAGGAGCACAGGUUCGAACGAUUGAGACCUCUGUUCUUUGGUAAUGGUGGGGUUCCGUGCAUUGCCGGUGUUGGCUAAGGGUUCUUCCGCAACAAUACCGCAAUUCCGCGGCGUCGGAAACCCAUUCCGCAUUCCGAAUAAUUUCUAUUAGAGAUAGCCAGGCAACACAGAAAUCAGCGACGAGAUCUGUGUUGCAACUCAGACGCAUUUUCCAGUUCAUCUCGUCUCAUCCGUUCAUCAUGGCAAAGUCAAUCCUCCUCAUCAAUGGACCAAACCUCAAUCUCCUCGGAACCCGGGAGCCCACCGUUUACGGCAGCACAACACUACCCCAAGUAACCGAAUCCGCCCAAAAACAAUGCUCAGCGCGAUCCAUAUACCUCGAAAGCAUACAAUCGAACCACGAAGGUGUGCUGAUUGACCGAAUCCAUGAAGCGCGGGGGAACAUAGAUGCGAUUGUGAUCAACCCCGGUGCGUUGACCCAUACGAGUGUCGCGCUGCGAGAUGCACUCCUGGCGGUGGAGAUCCCUUUCGUCGAAGUGCAUAUCAGCAACAUCCAUAAGAGGGAGGCUUUCCGACACCAUAGCUAUCUGAGCGAUAAAGCCGAGGCGAUAAUUUGCGGGUUGGGCGUGUAUGGAUAUGAGGCGGCGAUUGAAUAUGCAGUUCGAUAUAUAAAGCCGAAGGAGAAAGCGCAAUUGUAAUGUUCGCCCCCUGGUGGCUGCCAUGUGCGAAGAGAGGGCUGAUGGGG